AUGUCCCAGUCCUUGGCAAGUGAAGUUAAUACAGUUAGGAUUGCCCAAUAUUGUAACGAGUACCCAUUUGCAUUCAACAGUAACCAGAAAGAUCAGAACAUUCAAUGUGACAUUAUUGUGGACGACAGUCGAUUCCUGAAAGAUCCCUAUUCAUUACCACUAAGGGAUCGGCUGUCUUGGCAUCUAAAGCAAUUUGCUGAUAAAACUUCGAGUCACGGAAUCCCUUGGGUUGUGGAAGCGCCGAAUGGAGUUUACAGGUAAUGUUUGACCCGUUAUUACAUAAACAUAUUGUAGAACUAUCUGGGUGUUCUUACUAAGCUUCUGUCUGAUUAUGUUUAUAUUCCAAGCCAACAGUGUUAUUGCCAAGUACCGAAGGAACGAAAAGAUUACAAGCAUUCAGCUGAAAUUUGAGACAGGUAAGUCAAUUCUAUUAGUUGUAGAAUGCACCGACACUUGCGGGCAACCAUGUGUGGCCAUUUUUUACUCCAUCUCAAACCCGCCGGAUUUAUCCCAAAGUUGACUUUGGACUAAAUUACGGUUGAGCUUGUCAACCAAAAAAAAAUGCGCAGAAACAUUGCACCGCAAAUUGUAAUAUAUAGAAGCAUUUAACUUGCACUUUUCAUUUCCUUUAAAGGGUGUUUUCAGCUCCAUUCCCAGCCAUAACCUUAUGUAAUCUGAAUCCAUACAAAGACUCACUGUUGAAAGAUGUUGAUGCCAUAAAGAAAAUCGUAAGAAUACUCUGAUUUUCGUAUAAAUACUGUAGCUUGAUGUAUAUCACAGUGUUCUGGAGCAAGCGGGCAAAACAAAUCGGGCCAGAAAGAAGAGCCGAGUCAGCAGACCCAAAAGAUUCCUCGAUUCUAUCAUGAAUUCUGAAGUAAAACGGCAAAAACGACAACAAAACCAUGGAUUCGAGGCUUCUUUCGCCAAGUGUAAUUGUGAUCAAAAGGAGGAUAGCAUUUCGUAAGUAAUAAAUAUUAAUUAAAAUUUGAUUUCAUGUAGUUGCCAGACCAUAGUAAAAGAGCAACCAAACUCCGUUGAGGACACUUGUAUGUGUGCAUUUGAUCGAGAAACAGAAGAUGCUUGGCCAUGUUAUCCUCACAAGUAUUGGGAAAUAAAUAGUUGUGGAUAUUGCGAUGAAACAGGGCAUUGCCAUCUUGAAGCCAAAGAGGGAAUAGUUAAUAUGAAUGUAAAAUGUCUCUGCCAAAAGAUUGAGCCUUUCUGUAUGCGUUAUAAAAUGGAUCAAGACGUCUUGAAAUUAUGGGAAUUCUAUGGAAAACUCCUUUUAAAUCCAUCCAGGAUUGAUGAAGAUGCGAUUAUCGAAGCCUUGGGAUUCAAGGCAUGUAAUAGAAAUCUUUUUAUUGUUAGCGAUUUAAAUGGAAGUUGACGUGUCUAUGAGUACGGUAUUUUUAGAAUAUGACAGAUGAGGUGGCGAUUGUGACCAAGGCCCGAGAGAAUAUUAUUUUUGCCAUGGCUGAAUUAAGUGAACGUCAACGAGAAGCGUUGUCAAUCCAGAAGAGUCAGCUUAUCCAUAAAUGUAGCUUCAAUGGGGCAGCUUGUGAUAUUGACAAGUAAUCUUCAAGAAAUAAUUUAAUUAAUUGUCAUCCAGGGACUUCAUCAAUGCCGCUGAUCCAACCUUUGGCAAUUGCUUUGUUUUUAAUCACAACAGAACUGAUCCCAAAGUCAGUGUGAGGGCUGGGGCUAAUUAUGGUGAGAAUACACAAAUCCAUUAGCAUGUCUGUUCCUUGAUGUUCUACUUGACUUAUUAAUCAUCUUUCCAGGCCUGCGAGUUCUUGUUUUCGUAAAUACUACAGAAUAUCUUCCAACCACAGAGGCCGUUGGAAUCCGCCUAACGAUCCACGAUGCAGAUGAGUAUCCAUUCCCUGAAACAGCUGGUUACAGUGCCCCUACCGGUUAUAUUUCUUCAUUUGGAGUUCAAUUGGCCAGAAUAUCUCGAUUGCCAGAACCAUAUGGAAAAUGUGUGCCCUCAGGCGUUGAUCAGAAAUAUAUUUAUCAAGGUUACAAAUAUUCUUUGGAGGUGAGGAUUAAUCGGAACAGGACCACUUUACAGUUAUGUUAAAUUAAAUUAGAAGAAAGUGUAUUUUAGGGCUGUUACCGUACCUGUUUCCAAGACGAAGCCGUUUCGCGCUGUGGCUGCGGAGAUCCCAGAUUCCCCGUAAUCAAUGCGAAACAUUGCCAAGUCUUUGACCCUGUGGCCAGAAAAUGUUUGGACACAAUUGCCCAAGAACUGAGUGUAGUAGACCCUGAGGCAUUGAAGUGUGUUUGUGAACAGCCUUGUGAACAACCGUCCUAUAAAGUAUCUUAUUCUUGUGCCAACUGGCCAAGCGGAUCGUUAAAUAUUUCCGUUGGAAAAUGUGAUUUACCUCCAAACGAAUGUAAUGAGUAUUAUGCAGAGAACGGGGCUAUGAUUGAAGUGUUUUACGAAGCGCUGAAUUAUGAAGUAUUAAGCGAGACAGAAGCUUACGGAGUAAGUGGUGAAAAAAAAUUAAUUAUUCUUGUUUCAGCUAGUCAAAAUGAUGGCUGACUUUGGUGGUCAACUUGGUCUCUGGUCAGGCGUCAGUGUGAUGACUUGUUGUGAACUUGUUUUUCUUCUCAUAGAGGUCAUUUAUAUGCUUCUUGAACACCAUCGUCGAGUUGUUCACAAAAAAUUGACCGAAUUCCGCCCUAAGGGGGACUGGGACUUUUAAUCGGGCCUAUUCGUUUUAAUUGCUGAUUGUUUUGAAAAUAAAUGGAAAAGGUCGCAAAUAGAAUUCCCUUACAAUUACAUUGGCAUCGCUCCCAAUUCGCUAUAAAACGGGUCUUCCAGAAUGAAGCGGCUCGAUUUUUAAUCGCCAUUAAUGGAUUGGCCACUCAGAGGAUAUAUAAAAGCGGGCUUGUUUAGCCGGUUGGAUGGUGAAUGAGAAGGGUAAUGGCAUACAAUUCUACUUCUGAACAACAAGAAAAAGUUAAUAUCAGUACUGAAAAUAUUGCUUAUUCAUAUGUCCCCUUUAGUCAGCCAGAUAUUUUAUCGUAUUUUACCCCAUGUUUGGCCCCGGUUCCAAUCCCAAUGAUGUAUUCAAAAGACAAGGUAAGUCUUUAUUUUUAUAUUAAUCAAAGUUUAAGAAGGACAUCUCCCCUCUUCCAAAAAGAACUGGUCAUCCUUAUCAGAGUCGGCAGCAGCCAUCCCACAAGAAACCACGCACUUCUUUUACAAAAUCACAAGUCCAAAUCCUUGAAAACCGUUUCAAAGAUCAGAAAUAUCUGGCCUCAAUGGAGAGAUCUAUCUUGGCCGCCCAAUUAGAUAUGUCUGAUGCACAAGUUAAAACUUGGUUUCAAAAUAGAAGAACGAAAUGGAGGUAAAGACCAUCUAAAGUAAUUUAAUUUUAGUUGAAACUUUAGGCGUCAAGAAGCCGAAGCUCGAGAUAACGAAGUCCGAAAUGUGGUCCGUUUAGUCACCUCUUACCGUAAUCAACUAGUCGAUAUGAGCCAACAUUAA
Molecule: messenger RNA, 3493 nt
Organism: Bursaphelenchus xylophilus (pine wood nematode)
Lineage: Eukaryota; Metazoa; Nematoda; Chromadorea; Rhabditida; Aphelenchoididae
Source: the annotation of a GenBank genome assembly